Molecule: messenger RNA, 3614 nt
Organism: Gloeophyllum trabeum ATCC 11539
Lineage: Eukaryota; Fungi; Basidiomycota; Agaricomycetes; Gloeophyllales; Gloeophyllaceae
Exons: 5
Coding region: 223-3336 (1037 amino acids)
Source: RefSeq, a predicted model, not a curated record
CAGAUUACGCUGUAACGUUUCGGACAAGUCCAGAUAGUUCGUAGACGGGUGCUCUGCUGCCAGCUGCUGCUCUGAUCUCGGCUCGUGCUUUGGUUCGGCUGCUUGGCACGGACUGCCCCCGACCGCCCGGGGCUCGCUCUGCCGCCUGCUGGCAACGCCAAUCUUUGCAUAGCGUGGACCGUCCAGUUCGACUAUUUCGGGAGGAACUCGUCUCGUUAUAUUAUGCUGCAUCUCGAUCACAAUCACCCUCAUCAUCUCUCCCCAAAGGCAAACCUCAUCUUGCAGAACGACCCGCUCCCCUCCUGGGCGCCCCGCACCCGCGACGACUCCCGCCACCAGGACCUCCCCUUUGACAACGCUGCAAAGGUGUUGGUGCACCCUAACCCCAGCCCCGACUUUUACUCGUCCCAUGGGCCCGUCACCCCCGUCGACGGCACCGACCCCGCUCUGCCCGGCACGUCCCCCUCCUCGCCCGCCGAAGUGCAUGACGAGACAGCCCCCGCACCCGAGGCGAGCGGGCACGAGCCACAGAACGAUGCAGAUGCAUCGCAUCCGGGAGCGCCGUCAGGCGCCGUGGACAGUGCAUCGCGGCAGUCUACACCGCUGAGCGAGCUCUCAACUGCCCCCGACGACGAGCCGCUGCGAAACGAGAAAGAGGAGAAGCAACAGGAAGCUGAGCAGCAGGAUGGAUCCUCUACAGGUAACGCGGCUUCCACUUCCGAAGAAGCACCGCCAGCGGACCGAGCGGACGCCGCAUCUAGUCCUCUCAGUACACCAGCCAUGGAGAACUCGGACGGCAACGUGGACGAGUCCAAGGUUUCGUCCUCGCCUCGCGCUGAUGCACCGCUUCCUUCUCCACACCCUGCGCCACCCACGGGCGGCUCUUCCGCGCUGGGACAACAUCAGGCUCAGCAAGCCCAGGAGUCUCGACAAACCCCUCAGAACGAAGCCAGCGCGCACGAGAGCAAUGCAUCUGCAGGUCCUUCUUCUCAGGCCUGGCCGGGAUCCCCGGCCCUCCGUGCGCGCUCGCACCAGCAGUCGGGUGGCUCGUCGUCUGGCCACCCCGCCGAGUCAAAGGUUGUUACCAUUUUGCAGCUAAAUUCGGAGCUUCUGAGGAUAUACAUGGAGUUCCACGCGCGUGGUAUCCCGCUCACGGAGGCUCGUUGCCAGCAGUACUCGGCGCGAAUAGAGUCGAAUUUAGCAUGGCUCGCCGCUGCCCACGACGAGAGCAGCAAAGUGGGAAAUCAUCAGGGUAUCCGUCUACCUACUAUGAACCCGCCACCACCCGUCGAAUUCACGUCCAUGGAACGCAUCAACCAGUUGUACAGCCAGCUUCCUAUAGUGUUUGCUCACGAUAUUGCCCGCAAUCAGCAGCAGAUUGCUGCUGCGACCGUGUCCCGCAUGACGUCUUCUGCGUCGCCCAGUCUUAAACGGGAGAGAACGGAAGAACCCUCGCAGGGUGACUUGGCCGGCAAGCGCAGGGACACCGGCGAGAGUAAAAUCAUGCCCGCCCCUCCAAGCGGUAUGAGCAUGCCUCCGCAGCAACCGGGCGCCAUGGGCGCGCCGUCUACGCCCAUACCCUCGAACCCAGCGCAAAUACUCCCCAGAGCCCCCCAGAGACCCAUGACGAGCGCAAGUCCGCCGCAUAUGAUGCGCGCGCCGUCGCAGAUGGGCACGCCCAUUGUUCCGUCGCCGUCGAUACCGCCGUCUGCGUCCCCGAGCCACGGUAUGGAUGCACAGCGGAUGCGCCAGCUGCAGCAAUACCAGCAGGCGAUGAUGCAGCAGCAACAGCAUGCCCAGCAAGGUGUCGGUGGUGGUGGUAUGCCUGGUGCCGGCGGGAACCAUAUGUCACCGCCACCCGCUGGUUCGCAGCAGCACCAUGUCCCUUCCAUGCCACAGGGGAUGAUGCCGCAGAAUGCACACCGUUCGAGCCCACCCAAUAUGUCCGGGCCCGGCUCGGCUCCGAUGAACAACUCCAUACCGAGCAAUCUGACGCCGGCGCAGAUCGCUGCGCUGAACUCGCUCGGGCCGAACGCGAUCCACAACUACCAGAUCCUGCAGAAUCCGAUGCACCCGAUGAUGCAGUACUUGAGUCAGACGAUGCCGGGGUUCAUGUCGCUGCCGCUGCAGUUGCAGCUGCAGAGAAUGCAGGCUCUCCAGACGAUGGCACGGCAGAACCAGAUGAACCAGCAAGGGGGUGGCGGCCAGCGACCGCCCGGCCUGGGGCAGCAGCAUCCUGGUAUGUCAGGGAUGCAGCAGCAGGCACAGAACAAUAACAUGCCGGCGAGCGCUCAGUUCUUGGCUGGGAAUAGCUCCAAUCCUCUCGGCCCGCAAUCGGGGAUGGGCCAGCAACAGAUGCCAGGGCAGUCGAUGCAGGGAAAUCAGCUUCCUUUCGGCCAUAAUCCGAACCUUCCUAACAUGGGUGGCGCGGGUCCCUCUGGCAUGGGGCAAGGGCCGAAUAUGUCUGGGAUCAACCUCAAUAACCUGACGCCGCAACAGAAGCAGCUGUUGCUUAUGCAGCAGCAGCGAGGGAAUAUGCUGCAAAAUAUGAAUCCUGCGAUGAUGAAUGCCCAGAUUAAUCCCCAGCUGUACGCUCAGAUGCGGCAGCAGCAGCAGCAACAACAACAACAACAGCAGCAGCAGCAGCAGCAACAGCAUCAUCAUCAUCAGCAGCAGCAGCAGCAAGCUCAGGCGGGGUCGCCGCCGCAGUCGGCUCGUAUGGGGUCUCCCAUGGUAGGGCCAAAUCAUGGUGGGGAAGGAAGCUCGCAUCAGCAAUUCAAUCCUUUGCGUUCAAAUAAUGCUGCGAUUCCCGGGAUCGCGCGGAGCACCCGGUCUCCUUCCGACAGUGGUCAAUCUCCGAUGACGCCGAGAGUCCCUAUGAGGGCGCCUUCGGCACAGCAGAUGUCGUCGCACCCUCCAGGCCAGGACGAUUAUCAGCGGAUGAUGAUGCAAGCUCAGCAGGCGGCAGCCGCUAGGAGCGGGUUUGUCAAUCCGCAGCAGCUUGCCGGGGGAAACCACUGGCAGCAGCAGAUGAGUAUGGGUAUGGGCCAAGGGCAGGCGUCCCAGGGCUCGUUUAAUAUGCAAUCUGCCGGUGGCGGUCAAAGCGGUGCUGGGUCUGCUGAUCAAUCGCAGGCGUGGCAGCAGGGUGGCGGAUAUCCGUUCGCUGGUUCGCCAUCUGGUGGUCAGCAACAGAUGCAGGAUCCGUCUUCUGGACGCGCAACCUCCUCUACCCCAAUACCCAUGUCGGCCUCGCAACAGUAUCAGCAACAAAGUAAUCAGGGUGGUGGAGGCCAAGGCUCAGGAGAUAACUUUGAUUCCAUGUUCAACUGGGGAUGAUCCUGUAUAAUCGGGAGCGUCAUGCUGUACAUACUCACCUUGUUUCGAGAUUUUUUAUUAGUGACACUGCUUGAUACACUACACCAGGAUCUUAUGUCUAAGCCCCUCACCAUUCUGUCCCCGUCGCCAAGUCUGUAUGCUUUCUUGUCUGUCUUUAUGCGCGUAUGUACUCUCUAGAUGAUUGGAGUUGCAAGUACAAUAUCUUAGCAUACCUGCCUCAAAAUGUAAACUUAUGGGUUCUCUUUGCCGGGCGAUAUGAAUGGGUAUAUCUGGUCACC